AUGAAGAGAUCAAUAUUCACACUGCUGGAAACUGACGAGGAACUAAUGAUGAAUGAUAUAGAAGAAAUAGAUUAUGAUUUACUACCGAAUGAUAUAGAUCAAAGAUUAACAAAUUCAGAACCAAAUACACCAACUUCCAAAAACCUACGAAUAUGUUUACCACCAGAUAAUAAAAUUACAAAUCAAAUAACAAAUGAAUUAUUUCAAGUAACAAGUAAUUUAAGAUUAAAGCAAAAGAAUCAGGAUGUGACGGAUGAUUCAUCAGACUCAAAUUCAUUAUAUGAUUCAAUGAAAGAUUUAAAACAAUUAGAAGAAUCAGAUUAUGAAAUGGAUGAUAUUACAAGAACAAGAGUAUUUUCAAAUAGAUUUACUACAUCAAUUGAUCAAAUAAAUCCAGAUUUAAGUAAAUAUUUUCAAAUUCAUGAAGAUACCAACAAUAAACCACUGAAGAUAAAAAAGAAAUCAUUAUCAUCAUUAACGAGGCGAAAAAGUUUACCAUUAAUUGAAACAAAUAAUAUACCAAAAAAAUCACCCCUUUACAAAAAACAAUCUCAAUCAUCAAUUAUACUACAUGGAUUAUGUAAACCAAAUAAUCAAUUAAAACCUUUUAAAUCAUGUUUUAAUAUUAAUGAAUCAUCAAUAUUUAUAAUUGAAUCAUCAACAGGAUUAUUAAAUGAUGCAACGAAAUUUGCAACUGAAUUAAAUGGUUCAAAAAAUGAUGAUUUACCAUAUCCUGAACAUGAAAAUGAAGUUGUGCAAAUUCCAACAAAUAAUUUAAAUAAUGAAGAAAUUGUUAAAAUGGCAAUAAUAAGAAUGAUCAAAACAAAUUGGUCAAAACUGGAAGUAAAUAAUAAAAGAAUUGGUUUUUAUUCUGAAAAUGAAUAUAAAUCUUAUAAACAAGAACCCAAUGAUUCUGGUGCUGGAGUUGAAAUGAUUUCACAAUCAAAUUUAAAUAAAAAGAAAAGUGUAAGAUGGGCAGAUAAUUUAGAGUGGUAA
Messenger RNA from Lodderomyces pseudojiufengensis, 996 nucleotides. RefSeq lists its product as uncharacterized. The transcript has a single exon. Bases 1 to 996 code for a protein of 331 amino acids. Lineage: Eukaryota; Fungi; Ascomycota; Pichiomycetes; Serinales; Debaryomycetaceae. The record is from RefSeq and is a predicted model, not a curated record.